Messenger RNA from Psylliodes chrysocephalus, 1465 nucleotides. The record is from the annotation of a GenBank genome assembly. NCBI's taxonomy places the organism in Eukaryota, Metazoa, Arthropoda, Insecta, Coleoptera, Chrysomelidae.
UUUUAUUAAUAAUAAUGCCUCUUAUUACAAAGUUAGUAAAACAUUUUAUUUUUUACUUACAAAUUUAUUCUUUAUUUCAGGAAAUGGAUUUACCCAACGAUUUUCAGUCACAUCUAAAUAGCAGCAAAUUAUAUUUCGAAUGUGGAAGUGAUAAAAAUAGUACUCCUGGAUAUUGUCCAGAAGUUUUUGAUACUUACCUGUACUAUAUCAGCAAUGAUGAGAUAUGCUGGCCAGAAACUCCACCAGGUACAACAGUUAAUCAUUCGUGUCCAGAAAUUUCUGGAUUUGAUCAUACGCAAUCAAUCUACAAAGAAUGUUUAGAAAACGGAAGUUGGUAUAUAAAAUCUGUGAAUGGCACGAAUAUACCUUACGUAGACUAUUCGAAUUGCUUUAAUAUGGAAGAGUUAGAUUUUCUUACAUUCAUCAAUAAGCUGACAGUUAUUGGAUAUGCGAUAUCGCUGGUAGCUCUACUUAUAUCUCUAGUAAUAUUUUUCUCAUUCAGGACACUGAAAUGCACAAGAAUUAAAAUUCAUACACAAUUAUUUAUUUCUUUUAUCCUAAAUAACGUCUUGUGGAUAGUGUGGUAUGAAGAAGUAGUUCCGUAUAUAGAAGUAACUGUAGCAAACCCGUUGUGGUGUCAAUUCCUCCAUCUUUUCAAAGAAUAUUUUAUGGUAGCCAACUAUAUGUGGAUGUUCUGUGAAGGAUUGCAUCUGCAUCUAGCUUUAGUCGUUGUUUUUGUACGUGAAGAAAAAACCAUUAAGUUGUUCUACGGAAUUGGAUGGGGAGUACCAGUUAUUAUUGUUGGGCUACAUAAUAUGGUUAGGCUGUUUUAUACAAAAGACACAAGAAAGUGUUGGUUAGACGAGUCAAGUUUUAGCCACUGGUUUUUAAGCAUUCCUGUAUUAAUUAUUUUAGGAGUUUGCACAGUAUUCUUAAUAAAUGUACUUAGAGUCAUUCUAACAAUAAUGCACCCAAACUCUCCAAAUCCGGCACCAGUGAGUAUUCGAAGAGCUGCCCGAGCUGCCCUCAUCCUCAUACCUCUCUUUGGAAUCCAAUUUAUUUUACUACCAAUGGUUCCGGAGCCCCAUCAUCCUCUGUACCACUUUUACUUAUGGUUUACUUUUAUCAUCGUCCCGUUUCAGGGUUUGUGCUGUGCAUGUUUAUUCUGCUUCGCCAAUCAUGAUGUAUGCGAAGCCUUGAAAGCAUGCAUCUAUAAUAUGAGGCAUCGAAACAUGAGGUUUAGCAGUUAUCGCUACACUGGGGCCGUAGAUAGUGCCGGCGUUUAUGUUGUCAAUGGCUCGAGUUUGCAACAUAUCACCGUGAUUCUCAGUCUAAAAAAAGGAACCAUGAAAUAACCCUACAACGUAGUAUUCUACUGGUUUCAUUUUGAAGAUUUUUCAUUUACCCAAGUAUUUUUGUAAAUAUUUAUUUAUUAUUUUUAUUUCUAAUAAAAUGUAUUGUGUUA